This is a messenger RNA of Phaedon cochleariae (mustard beetle), 996 nucleotides long. The record is from the annotation of a GenBank genome assembly. Lineage: Eukaryota; Metazoa; Arthropoda; Insecta; Coleoptera; Chrysomelidae.
AUGGCAACGUUGAUAAAAGAUAUCAGUCUUCAGGAAGCCAUUCCCACACGAAUUAUAUUUGAAAAACAUAUAGAAUUCAUCAAAGAAUAUGGCCAAAAAGAUAAUAGUUAUGAAUAUGGUAUGACUGACUACCUUCGUGUGUCUGGUAUGUACUGGGGCCUUACUGCCUUGGAACUAGUUAAUAGUCUACCACCACAAUUUGAAUUUGUAGAGUAUAUUAAAAAGUGUCAGGAUCCAAGCAGUGGAGGAAUAAGUGCUUGUUUGAAACAUGACCCUCAUAUAUUACACACCCUCAGUGCAGUCCAAAUACUUUGUAUUUAUAAUUAUCUUGAUGCAAUAGAUGUUGAUGGAGUUGUGAGAUAUAUAAAAAGCCUACAACAGCAGGAUGGUAGCUUCAUGGGAGACAAAUGGGGAGAGAUUGAUACUAGAUUUUCUUUCUGUGCAGUUGCUACACUAUCAUUAUUAAAUAGGAUGGAUGCUAUAGAUGUUAAUAAGGCAGUAGACUUUGUAGCAUCUUGCAAAAAUUUUGAUGGAGGAUUUGGUUCAAGACCCUUAUCUGAGAGCCAUGCUGGAUUAAUAUAUUGUUGUGUUGGCUUUUUGUCAAUAACCAACAGAUUAGAUAUUGUUGAUCGUGAUACUUUAGCUUGGUGGCUCUGUGAACGUCAGCUUCCAUCAGGUGGAUUGAAUGGCAGACCAGAAAAGCUACCUGAUGUUUGUUAUUCUUGGUGGGUUCUCUCAACCCUCACUAUUUUGGGGAGGCUACAUUGGAUAGAUCAAGAUUCCCUGAAAAACUUCAUUUUGGCUUGUCAAGAUACAGAAACAGGUGGAUUUGCUGACAGACCCGGAGAUAUUGCUGAUCCAUUCCAUACUCUUUUUGGACUAGCUGCUAUGUCACUUCUUGGCCAUGAAUCAAUUCAGAAAGUUAAUCCUACUUUCUGCAUGCCACAGCAUGUUAUUGAUAGGCUUCAACUUAAGCCACAAAUAUUUAUUGAUUGA